This is a messenger RNA of Serpula lacrymans var. lacrymans S7.9, 2519 nucleotides long. Its product is annotated as glycoside hydrolase family 55 protein. Gene Ontology annotation, molecular function: polygalacturonase activity. The coding region runs from base 1 to 2346 and encodes 781 amino acids. Lineage: Eukaryota; Fungi; Basidiomycota; Agaricomycetes; Boletales; Serpulaceae. The transcript has 19 exons. The record is from RefSeq and is a predicted model, not a curated record.
AUGUUAUCGAACGUAGUCCUGAUCGUGCUGAGCACGAUCUUGGGGUCGACCACUUCCGUAUCGGCUCUUGGGUCAUCAUGUUCUGCUCCGCUGGGAGCAGGAACAGCAGCGGCCACAGACCCGUUCUGGCUGGAAAACAUGACUCACCAGGGAACAUCUGCUUUCAACCCUACCCCUAGCACCUACGAAGUCUUCCGCAAUGUCAAGACCUUCGGUGCCAAGGGUGAUGGUGUUACAGAUGAUACUGCUGCCAUCAAUGCUGCGAUGACCUCUGGCAACCGCUGUGGAAGUACUUCAUGCGGAUCAUCCACUCUCACUCCUGCAAUCGUUUAUUUCCCUUCUGGAACAUACGUUGUUUCUUCGGCAAUUGAUAUGUACUACUAUACCCAAAUGAUUGGUGACGCCAAGAACCCCCCCACGCUCCUUGCAAGCGCAGCCUUCUCCGGUUUCGCUGUCAUUGACUCCGAUCCUUACAUCCCUGGUGGUAGCGGUGCCCAAUGGUUCGUUAACCAGGACAACUUCUACCGGUCUAUUCGUAACCUCGUCAUCGAUCUCCGACAAAUGCCCGCUUCUGCCCCAGCCGUCGGUUUGCAUUGGCAGGUCUCGCAAGCGACCUCCUUGAUGAACAUCGUGGUUGAGAUGUCUACCGCUCCAGGCAACACCCACGAAGGCAUGUUUAUGGAGAACGGAUCUGGUGGUUUCAUGGGAGACCUUGUCUUCAACGGAGGUAACUACGGUAUCAAUGUCGGUAACCAACAAUUCACUGUUCGCAACUUGACCAUAAACAAUGCACAAACUGCUGUAUUUGGUAUCUGGAACUGGGGAUGGACAUGGCAGGGAGUUACGAUCAACGACUGUCAGAUUGGUUUCGACUUGACUACUGGCGGAGUGACUGAAGACACCCAGACCGUGGGCUCUCAAGCUAUCGUUGACGCGGUAAUCAACAACACCCCCAUCUUCUUGCGCUCUUCAAAUUCAAGCGACGGAAAACUCGCUGGUUCGCUCGUUUUGAACAAUAUUCAGCUCAACAACGUGACCACUGCGGUUGGUGUCGUUGGUGGAGCUGAUGUCUUAGCCGGUGGAACCACUACCAUCGCCUCCUGGGGACAGGGUGAUGUCUAUACUGGAACCAGCGGAACUUCCACUUUCACUCAGGGAACCAUCGCUUCUUCCACCAAGCCUUCUGCUUUGCUUGAUAGCACAGGAAAGGUGUUCGGAAAGACACAUCCUCAAUAUGCCGAGUACGCUACCUCUCAAUUCGUCAGUGUGAAAUCUUCAGGAGCCAAGGGUGAUGGAAAGACCGAUGACACAGCUGCUAUCCAAGCCGUCUUCGACCAGUACGCUGGCUGCAAGAUCAUCUUCUUCGAUGCUGGUGCUUACUAUGUCACCGACACUAUUUCGAUCCCUGCUGGUUCUCAGGUCGUCGGUGAAGCCUGGUCUGUGAUCCUCGCAGGCGGAACUGGAUUCGCAGACCAGACCACCCCCAAGGUUGUCGUUCAGGCUGGAGCUUCGGGCUCGAGUGGUGUCCUUGAAAUUACCGACAUGCUUCUGUCCACUGCUGGACCAUCCCCUGGUGCCAUCAUGCUCGAGUGGAACGUAGCUGACCCAUCAGGUCAACAAGGUGCCGCCGGUCUAUGGGACACUCAUCUCAGACUUGGAGGAGCUGUUGGCACCAACAUGCAAUCCGGACAGUGCCUCAACGGAACCGUGAAUGCUGCCUGCCAGGCUGCCUUCAUGGGUAUUCACCUCACCAACUCGUCUACUGCUUACUUCGAGGGUACCUGGGUGUGGACCGCUGACCACGAUCUCGACGCAACUGGUUCUCCUCAGACCUCUGUAUUCACUGGCCGUGGUAUUUUGUCGGAGUCUGCUGGUCCUGUCUGGUUCAUUGGAACAGCAUCCGAGCACUCUUCUCUCUACCAAUACAAUCUCGCCGGUGCUAAGAACCACUGGAUCGGGUUUGCUCAGACAGAAUCGCCAUACUACCAACCCUCCCCCGCCGCCCCUGCUCCAUUCUCGACCGACAGCGCGUACAGUGACCCGUCUUUCUCCAGCUCGCAAACUUCGGCUUGGGGCAUGUAUGUUCAGUCGUCUUCAGAUAUCACCCUGUUCGGUGCAGGAUUCUACAGCUUCUACGAAAACUACGUGCAGGAUUGUCUCAACACCACCAACUGCCAGGACCAGAUCUUUAACAUGGAUUCUGCCUCUGCUUCUAGCAUGAACGUCUAUGCUCUCUCGACCGUCGGCGUGGUGACUGAAUUGAGCGUCGCAGACGCCGGUGUUAUCAAGGCUGCUCAGAACCCUGAUGGCCUCCAAGACACUGCCACCAGCUGGAGCUCGUCAUGAGUACUUUUAUGAACAUUAAAAAAAAUUAUUUAUUACAAACUCACAACUUGCAUCUGAGUCGUGUUUUGGUAUAUACAAUUUAUGUACUAUACAAAAUGUGAACUGUAACCGUUGUAGACUUGAUAUACCAAUGCAAUGUUUUCGCAUACCCUCAUUUUCGAAUAAUUGAACAU